CUUAGUCAAAUAUCGAUGAAUUCAUGCAUUCAAAAUAUUGAAUUGACACUGACAGUACUUUCUUCCUAUUGGCAGGAGCUUGCAGCCAGAGUGAACCAAUCGGCUCUUGAGGCCGUGACGCCAUCUCCGUCCUUCCAGCAGAGACACGAGAGCAUGAGACCCAGCAGUAAAGGGCGUGUGGGCCGAGCGAGCAGCAUCAGCUCUGUGGGCUCUGAGCCGUCCCCUGCCCUCUCUGUGCUCUCAUUGGAUGCCCUUGUUGCCCCGGAAACACCCAUCCAGUUUGACAUAAUUUCCCCGGUCAGCGAGGAGAACUCAGGACAGAGCAAGACGGCAGUACAGACCAGCAGAAGGAGUAAUCCAUUCGGGGAGUCAGGAGACAGCACUUCAGAAGCCAGUGAAGACUCGAUCCUUCACCAGCUCUUCAUCGUUCGCUUCCUGGGCUCCAUGGAGGUGCGUAACGCUGAGUCAGCAGACAUCAUCUCUGAGACCAUGAGGCAGAUCCUGGCCGCCAGAGCCAUCCACAACAUCUUCAGGAUGACCGAAUCACACCUGCUGGUCACCUGUGACUGCCUCAAGCUCAUUGAUCCUCAGACACAAGUCACUCGACUCAGGUUCCUUCUCUCCAGCGUGGUUCAGUGUUCGUCCCAUCAGGACAACAAGAGGCUGUUUGGUUUCGUUUUGCAGGCGCCGGCCGCGGGCGGGCGGGGUGACAGCCGCGCCGUCUGCUACAUCUUUGAGUCCAACAACGAUGGAGAGAAGAUCUGCGACAGCGUCGGUCUGGCCAAGCAGAUAGCCUUCCACUCUGAGAUGGACCGUAAGGCCGUGGAGAAGAGGAAGGAGCACGACAAGGCCAAAGAGAAACAGCAGGAAGAACUCAGUAAACAGAGACAGAUAGAGAAGGAUCUGGAGGAGCAGAGCCGUUUGAUCGCCGCCUCGAGUCGCCCCGCUAACCCGCCUGCUGCUGACGGACAAUUCCUAGUGCUUAGCAACAGCCAAUCAGAGGACAGCGAUGCCGGGGAGGAGGGGAAGAAGCAGGGCGAGUCUGAAGCCUAACAAAAACUAACGGAGGAUGCAUGUUUUACCACCCAGGAGAGUCCCGGCUGGUACUGUCAAAGCAACAGCUCAGGAAUCAGAAGAGGGGAACACCACCCGCCCACCCGGGCUGCCUAGGACUGAAAAACAUGCGCUCCCUCCUUUGCUGGACUCUGUUUGAAGUUGGUGGUGGAGCCUGCCACUCCGAGAACGGAGGGUAAACUAAACGCACCCUUACUGUAAGAAGAGGAGGGGAGUGUGAGUGGAAACGUCUCGUCACGGACUUGUGCUUUAUUCUGUGUGUAAAAACGAAAAACGCAGAUUUUUAUACCGGCUCCACUCCCAAAUAUAUAGAUUUAACCUGUAGGUUUCGUUUUUUUUUAUGUGUAUUUUAUAGAAAGAGCUAACAGCAACGACAAAGGAUCAAUAGCAAAACAACGCAUGCAAAAUAAGGAACCAGGAUCUGAAGGAGACAGAUUUGGAGAGUGUCCUUGUCAACUCUUCAGGGGCUCUUUGGCAGGAGGCGAAGGUUUCGCUGAGGCUCCAGAGGGCAGCAGGACACCUCAGAGAGAGAU
Sander lucioperca (pikeperch) is the source of this 1607-nucleotide messenger RNA. Its product is annotated as DCC-interacting protein 13-alpha-like. The coding region runs from base 16 to 1053 and encodes 345 amino acids. The transcript has 9 exons. Gene Ontology annotation, cellular component: endosome membrane. The record is from RefSeq and is a predicted model, not a curated record. NCBI's taxonomy places the organism in Eukaryota, Metazoa, Chordata, Actinopteri, Perciformes, Percidae. Gene Ontology annotation, biological process: signaling.